GUCUCGUGCGCCUACACAUUAACCAGUGGCGUUCGCGUUGUGGACAGUUGACCAAACAUUUCGUCGAGGGUUAUUUUGCCCCGACGAGAUUUACAGGACAAAACACACUCACACACGCACAAAGGCAGUUUGACAGAGUAACACGAGAAGACAUUAGUCUCUUCAGCACUGCAGCCCGGCCAUCAGCAGCAUGGACUAUUACACGCCCCAGCCGAGUCGUCGGCACAACCCAGUGGACAGCAUCUGCCGUAAACUGCAGACCAUUCAGUGGCGCGGUGACCGGGAGCCCAAUACGCCUUUCCAGAUCCCCAAGCUCUCCUCGAGCAGCUACGACAGCCCCCAGAGCGGCCUCAGGCACAACCUGGAAGCUAUCCUGAAGAAAGGGGCCCUCUACAGAGACGAGGGCGAGAGGGGGAAGGAGAGGGUGAAGGAGAACGAGAACGGGAAGGAGAAGGGGAGAGGAAUGGGCAUGCCGACCUCUGCAGCUUCCCAGAGGAGCAGCGUGGGUGUCUCCGUCCCUCUGUCAAGCCCGUCCACCCCUGCGUGCAACCCACCCACGCCGGCUAACAUCACAUACACAAUCACUAGCACGCUGGGCGAGAAGAGAGGUCCAGACGGGAGUGAUGUACGACAUCGCAAGACGUGGCAGAGGUAUUGUUCAACACCCACGGGCAAGUCCAACGACUCCCCUUACUUUACCUUCACACGGGCACCUCCACCUGUGCAGCCCGAGAGCGAGAGGCCAAGCAGCAGCAGCCCGCCUCUGUCCCGUACCUUCACUCCGGGUCACAGCACCCUCUCCUACAACCUCAACUUCUGCGCUGCGGACUCGACGGAGUGCGAGCUGCCCUACCCUGCCCUGGUGGUAAAAAGACUGUCCAUGGGAGGUGGAGGAACAUCAGUGGGCUCUGAGAACAGGAAGGAGAAUAUGGCAGAAAUCAGCCUCAUCUGUGAGGAGAAUCUGCUCGAUACCAUCUUCCAUGCCUGUGACACCCAUCGUCGAGGGAAAGUGUACGUGUCUCACAUUGUGGACUACCUGCGGCACACCACCAGUCGAAGCUCAGAGGACAGCGGCCUGGAGGAGCUCUGCAACAUGCUGGAUCCAGAACACAAAGACGUCUCCAUCGACCUGGACACCUACCACGCCGUCAUGAGGGAGUGGAUUGACGACCGCCGCAACAGCAGGGAAGAUUUGACCAAUGACGUCACUCAAGACUCGGUCAAACUCAGAGACAGCUUGUGUGCCAAGAGGUCGAUGCUGUUCAAUAUGACCUCAGGAAGCUUGGAGGCCUUCGGAGGGGAGGCAUCCAGAGCAGAAUUUGAAACAUCCGAGCUGGUGUAUUGUGUCGCUGACCUCCAGAUGUGUAACCAAAAGCUCCUGGAGGAGGUGAAGAAGCUGAAGCAGGUGGCGGAGGGCAUGGAAGACAGCAACCAGAAGCUGGCGGAGGAGAACGAGGACCUACGCAGCCAGGCCAGGGUUAACCAGCAACUCACCCAGAAGGAGAAAAUGCUGAAGGACGAGGUGGAGGAGAUGAAGGCUACUCUGAGUUGUACGGAGGAAGGCAGAGCUCGCGCCUCCGCGCACAGCAAACACGUGGAGAGAGAAAACCAGAGUCUUAUUGCCAAGAUUGCUUCCCUUCAGGAGGAGAACUUCAAGGUCACCAUGGAGACGGACGAGCUUCAGAGGAGAAUAGCAGAGCUGUGUGACAUGAACGCUGACCUUCAGGUGCAAAUCCACUCUUUCGAUAGUGUCGUCAGUGAAAAGGAAGCUGUGAUCCAUGGGAAAAGCAGACAGAUAGAUGAGCUGAAGGCAGCAGUGGAGGAAUACUCCUCCAUCACAGAGCUGCUGAGGGCGGACAAGAGCAAGCUUGAGAGCCAGAUGCAGAUGAUGCAUCCAGACCUGGCUGGGGCUGGCCUGACCCUGUCGGUGGCCUACAGGUUGAACCAGAGCACCUCAGGAUCCCUGCAGACAGAGCUGGCCCUGGCACAGUCACCACUGGAGGCUCCCCAUGCAGUCGACCAAUUGUCUGCUACUUUGAGCAUCACCUCUCCACUGGAUGAGACGCUGGACAGGGAGGUGUUUCUGAUGCUGCAGGGACCCAGUCCUGAGCAAAUGGCUGCGGACUUCAGAAGCUUACUAAACAAACUGAAAAUGGAGUUCAGGGAAGAGUCAAACUCUGUCUUAUCUACAGUAAGAGGCUUGCGAGACGAUCACACACAGCCCAGGGGCAACAGAGACACCGGUCUUGAGACGGUGCGGGCCGAGCUGGAUGCGAGGCGGGCAGACUGGGCCCUCAGCCUGGACAAGCUGGCCCAGUACACGGACUCUGUGGAGAAGGAGCUGAUCAAAAUGGCCAGCAACAUGAGGAGGUCCCGUACAGAAAUCCUCCACCUGUCAGUCAGGGUGCAGGAGCAGGAGAACCAGAAGCGGCAGCUGAGUGAGGAGCUGGAACAGCUAAAGACGCCCCAGGACAGCAGAGAGGCCUCGUGCCAGACACCUGCACCAGAGGAAGAGCCUGGAGAUGGAGACCUGGACUGGGACGAAGAGUUCGCCCUCCAAGACUUCCUGAAGAACGAGCUGGCGGAGAGGAACUGCCGGGUGCAAGACGGGCGGACAGACAGCAUGCCAGAGGACACGGUGGAUAAAUUAACCAACCGAGGUGACGAGGAGAACGGGGAGGAGAGGUGGAUGGUGGUAGAUACAGUCGCAGAGGGAGAGGCCAGGGACACGUCCACUCCCCUGUCUGCCCUCCCUGGGGAGGCCCAGCCCGGUCAAGGGGCAGAGGAGGAAAGCCAAGAUACUGCAGCCUGUACCGAGUCUGAGCCAGACGUGAACUGUCAACCUGUGCAGGUGACGACCCACAUGUGCUCACUCAUGGAGGAUGAUUCCAUUUAUGACCUUGUGGAAACCCAGAUGCUUACUUGCACCGAACCACAACUGAUCUGCGGAGGUUACAGAUCAGUGAUGGAAGAGGCAGCAGUGCUAUUGAGCGCCCACUCACAAGCUGUCAACAUUAGACACCCAGAGGCUGAUGCUCUCCCUGAUCCGUCCCACUCGGAGAACAAUGCAGAAGUCUCUGAAACCGCAGAGUCUCCCUCCAAUGGUCCAGCCCCAAAUUUGAGCAACUCGCCUGCACAGCGUCAAAUGGUCACACCUGGUAACACCCCUCCCACAGCGGACGAGAUGGUUUCUCCUGACAGCACGACGCCUGGACCAGAUGAGACCGUUACCACUAAUGGGAGCAUCCAGCCGACCAGCGAGGACGACGGGGGAGCAGAGGAGAAAGAAGGCGAAGUGGACUCGAGCACAGAAGAUAUGAACCGUGUUAAGAGCCUGAGCCAGGACCAACUGGCAGACGGGUCAGCAGCGGAGGACAGCACAUGCCUACUACCUGUGUUGGUGGAAGAGGAGGAGAGUGUGCAGCACAGUACGGCUGAGGCUCCAAAAUUGGCGGUCAGCAUGGAAGGGAACGACCGGCUCAACAGCAGCAACUUAUCCGACAGCAGCCCCCCUCAGUCGGGAUCGCCCUUAACACACGACAGCCAAUCGGGGAGCGGCAUGGGCAGCGCGACCUCUGACCCCAGCCAAUCGGAGGAUAAUGCAGCCAAAAAGGACUGUGGCAAAAAUAAGAGGGAACUGGAGCUGUCGCGCAGCAUGGAGGCCAUCGAGGAGCACAAGGUGCAGGAGGACCAGAGUGAGGCCAGCAUGACCAAUGGGAAGGAAUCCGAGAUCUCUGACACCAGUGAGGCCUUUAAAGAGGACAAGACCAGCCUGUCACCCAGUGACAAGGAGAUUGAGGCAGAGUUCCAGCGUCUGGCGCUGGGCUUCAAGUGCGACAUGUUCACGCUGGAGAAACGACUCCGGCUGGAGGAGAGGUCACGGGACCUGGCCGAGGAGAACGUCCGCAGAGAGGUGUCCAGCUGCCAGGGCUUACUGCAGGCUCUGACUCCUCUGUGCGAGGAUGACAACCAGUCCAUGGAGAUCAUCCUGAGGCUCCAGAAGAACCUUGACAUCCUCAUCCAGUCCAUGACCAGGGUGUCCAGUCGCUCUGAGAUGCUAGGAGCCAUUCACCAGGAGAGUCGUAUUGGUAAGGCGGUGGAGGUGAUGAUCCAGCACGUGGAGAACCUGAGGAGGAUGUACACCAAGGAGCAUGCAGAGCUGCUGGAACUGAGAGAGGCCCUGAUGCAGAACGAGAGGUCGUUUGGAUCACACACUGAAAGAGUAAACAGUGUGCGCAUCUCUCCAGAUGACUUCCGUGGCAAAAAGCAGUCAUCGGGACAGUACUACAAGUCAUCAACCCGGCGGGUCAGCAUAGCAACGAUCCCUCGCACCGGUGGAGGCAACAUGCACUUCGACGUGUCCAAAACACUGGACAGCUCGGAGGCUGAGACGGAGAGACUGACCAGGCGAUCCCCGUGGAAUGUUGCGGGGAAGAACACUGCGCGCCCCCCACUAAAGCGCUAUGUUAGCUCCGCCGCCUGGGUUGACACUGAAGAGCCCUCUCUCAUGAUGAAGGGGACGGCCUGCGACAGCACCGACUACCAGUCGGAGGACGAGCAGAGGGAGGAGCCGGUGGCAGAGAGGAGGAGGUCCAGUCUCAGUGAGCUGGGCAGCAAACUCACCUCCUUCAUUCUGCCCCUCAAGACCCCAAGCCCUUCAUCCAGCACUACGUCUACAGACCCAGCAAUGGCCCAGUCCAUGUCCCAUAGCCUGACGUCUUCCCGGGCAGCCGCAGCGGCAGCUGUAGCCAGAGGUGGCAGGGGGUUCUGGCUUUGGUUGGCCUUAGUGGUGGUUCUGGCAGGUCUCCUGGCACUGCUGGCCAGUCUGGUGAUGCAGCCAGCGGUAGACGCUGCCCCUGUGGGGACUGGAGACUCCUGGAUGACCAUCCAGCAGCUGCUGUGGCCCUAUGCGGGGCUCCGGCACAACGGCCAGCCCCCCGUCUAGACCCAAAGAGCCAGGGGUGGAUGGUGCUAUCGCUCAUUAGCCUUUUGCAGAGAUCGUCUGUGCACCGGUGGGUGGUGAUGGAGAAAGGACAGUGCACCCCUCCUGAGCGGAGGACAUUUGGAUGUUUAUUGGUGCCUGAUGAUUCCUAAAAUAAGACUCUUAGUUUUUUUCUUCUUUUUCCAGCACUGACCAGUCCUCGGGGGGAUAGUUAACCCUAUUGAGGAUUUUAUACAUCACAUCACGUUUGCUUAGAGAGUGUGUGUGUGUGUGUGUGUGUGUGUGUGUGUGUGUGUGUGUGUGUGUGUGUGUGUGUGUGUGUGUGUGUGUGUGUGUGUGUGUGUGUGUGUGUGUGUGUGUGUGUGUGUGUGUGUGUGUGUGUGUGUGUGUGUGUGUGUGUGUGUGUGUGUGUGUGUGUGUUAUAUAAAAGCAGCAGUUGCAGGUGAUGUCCUCUACAGUUGGGGUGGCUCCAAGUCUUUUAACACAUUAUGAUGCAGUUUUACUGUCAGUGCUGCUGGCAACCGUCUACCUGGACCCAACAUGAUGUCAAUUCCAACUUGAUUAGUCACCACAACGCCGACCAAUCAUGUCACAGCCUAAUCAGAACUAUAGCGCUGAUCCACCAAGUCGUACAAAGGGCCACAGUGCAGUUUUCCAUUGACGAACAUCAUGGACGAGGACUUCGAUUGUAAUACGUGGCUUUUGAACACAAUUCAUGCACUUGAGGAUACAGGGGGACUGCCAGCCUUUUUAAACAAAACAUUUCUUUCCUUCAAUUAUUGUCUCUGAAGUCUACAAACACUGGUAAUAAUACUUUGAUUAUAAGUGUUUUUAAGUGUUUUUUUGAUAUCUAUAUUUAUGAGUUUGUUAGUUUUGAGUGGGGAAAUGUGAAUAUCUGUUUAUUCUUGUUAAGUUAUAAUUCUGCAUUUGUAACAGUCAAACACCAAAGUUGUUGUUUUGUUUUUUUCAAAUUUUCCUUCUUGCUGUGGUGGUCACCGUUUUCAACUUCCAACACUUUUGUAUGUUCCAAAGAAGAAUGUGUGAAACUUUGCACAAAUAAAGCAGCCUAUUCUACAAAAAAAA
Scophthalmus maximus (turbot) is the source of this 6025-nucleotide messenger RNA. Its product is annotated as lymphoid-restricted membrane protein. Gene Ontology annotation, cellular component: endoplasmic reticulum membrane. The transcript has 41 exons. Bases 191 to 4945 code for a protein of 1584 amino acids. The record is from RefSeq and is a predicted model, not a curated record. Lineage: Eukaryota; Metazoa; Chordata; Actinopteri; Pleuronectiformes; Scophthalmidae.